AUGCGUUUCUCCGCUGUUAUCACAAGUACUCUUUUGCUGUCCAGCACUGCGCUGGCUUCCCCGGCUUCGUCGCCUGCGGGAACUCCAUCUCAGGGCAAGUCCGAGGAGGAUGAGUCCGCUUCGGCUCAAACCCCAACUGCGGAUGCUGCCACGGGUGCCACCAACUCGGCAACAUCUGCCAGCUCUUCUCCUAACGAGACGUCGUCUAACGUCAAGGCCACCGAGACUAGCGAUGAUGAUGACCAGGAUGGUGGUCUCCUAGGUGGUAUCCUCGGCGGUGGGAAGUCCAGCAGCUCUUCUGAGGCUGCCACUCCUGCCGCCAACUCUGCCAACUCUGCCAACACGGCAGCAGCUGCCAGCCCUUCCCCUAGCGAGUCGUCGUCCAGCACCAAGAGCACCGAGACCAACGAUGAUGAUGACGACCAGGAUGGUGGUCUCCUGGGUGGCGUUCUGGGCGGUGGAAAAUCCACCCAGAACACUCCCACUUCCUCCUCUGCUAAGAGCACCACGUCUCCCGGCGCAGCUGCCUCCACAGGCGCUUCUGAAACCACUGGAGACGGUCCUCUUGCUGACUUGGGGUCGUUGCUCGGUGGUGCCGGAGGUCUUCUCUCGCCUACCUUGCUCAAGGACAUCGAGUCUUUCUUCCACCACGUCGCCUACCUGCUCGACGACAAGAGCACGGAUGAGACCAAGACCUUGGUCGAGAAGGGUUACAACCUGCUGACUGAUGAGUUGACCGACGAGGUCAACAGCCUCCUGAAGAACGGCAACAACCUCUUGACGCCUAGCUUCGUGAACGACACCCAGACUUUGAUUAGCAACGUUGGACCUCUGCUCUCGCCUGACUUGUUCGAGAAGAUCAGCACGCUGCUCAACAACGGCAACGAUCUUCUCACUCAUGAGUUUGUCAAGGAGGUCAACUCGCUCAUCACGAACGGCAACAACUUGCUCACGCCCGACUUCGUCAAGGAGAUCAACAGCUUGAUCAAGACUGUCAAGCCUCUGCUUAACGACGACCUAUUCGACAAGAUUACCAAGUUGCUCGACAACGGUAACGACUUGUUGACUGCUGACUUCGUCAAGGAGGUCAACUCUCUGAUCAAGAACGGCAACGACUUGCUCACACCCGACUUCGUCAAGGAGAUCAACAGCUUGAUCAAGAACGUCCAGCCCCUCCUGAACGACGACCUGUUCGACAAGAUUACCAAGCUGCUCGACAACGGUAACGACUUGUUGACUGCUGACUUCGUCAAGGAGGUCAACUCCCUGAUCAAGAAUGGCAACAACCUGCUCACCGCGGACUUUGUCAAGGAGGUGAACUCGCUGAUCAGCAACGGCAACGAUCUCCUGACUGCCGAAUUCGUCAAGGAGGUCAACAACCUCAUCACCAACGGCAACAACCUCCUGACUGCCGAGUUCGUCAAGGAAACCAAGGGUCUUAUCGACUCCGUCGCCCCGAUCCUCACCCCCGACCUCCUCAAGGAAGUCGGCGGCCUCCUCAACAAUGCCAACAGCCUGCUUACUCCGUCCUUCGUCAACGAAACCAAGAACCUCAUCGACGCCGUCGCCCCCAUCGUCACCCCCGAACUCCUCAACGGCGUCGGUGGCCUCCUCUCCAACGCAAAGGCCCUCCUCACCUCGGACUUCGUCGACGAAACCCAGGGUCUCAUUGGCAACGCCAACUCCCUUCUCACCAAGGACUUCGUCAAAGACACCAAGGGUCUCAUCGGCGACGUCGCUCCCGUCGUCACCCCCGACCUCCUCGACAAGGUCCCCGGCCUCCUCGACUCCGCAGGCAAGCUCCUCACUGACAAGUUCGUUGACGAGACGCAGUCUCUCAUCAACACUGUCUCUCCCGCCAUCACCCCCGAUCUCCUCAAGGAUGUCAAGGGACUGCUGGGUAACGCGAAUACGCUGCUUACCCCUGGGUUCGUUAACGAGACCAAGGAUCUUAUUGGCGAGGUUUCGCCGAUUAUUACGCCCGAGAUGCUUAAGGAGGUUACUGGGUUGCUUGAUAAUGCCAAUGACUUGCUUACGCACCAGUUUGUCAACCAGACGCAGACGCUGAUUGAGGAUGCGUCGGAGUUGUUGCCGGCCGUUGUCAAGUUGUUGGGUGAUAUUUAA
This is a messenger RNA of Aspergillus ruber CBS 135680, 2124 nucleotides long. RefSeq lists its product as uncharacterized. Lineage: Eukaryota; Fungi; Ascomycota; Eurotiomycetes; Eurotiales; Aspergillaceae. The record is from RefSeq and is a predicted model, not a curated record. The transcript has 2 exons. Bases 1 to 2124 code for a protein of 707 amino acids.